Messenger RNA from Chlorocebus sabaeus (green monkey), 717 nucleotides. It is a transcript of the gene CST9L, whose product is annotated as cystatin 9 like. The record is from RefSeq and is a predicted model, not a curated record. Gene Ontology annotation, molecular function: cysteine-type endopeptidase inhibitor activity. Gene Ontology annotation, biological process: antimicrobial humoral response. Lineage: Eukaryota; Metazoa; Chordata; Mammalia; Primates; Cercopithecidae.
UGUAGGAGUGCCUGUUGGUCGCCAGUGUGGGGUGAGACAAGUUCGUCCCACAGGGCUGUCUGAGCAGAUAAGAUUAAGGCCUGGGAAAAGCAAAGGCAGGGGUGCUUACAGUCAGCACCAUGCUGGGCCUGCCGUGGAGGGGAGCUCUGCCUUGGGUACUGCUGCUGCUUCUCUUAGGCUUCCAGCUCCUGCUGAUCCAUGCCUGGCAUUUCCACGAGCAAAGGGACUGUGACGAAUACAAUGUCAUGGCUCGUUACCUCCCUGCCACAGUGGAGUUUGCUGUGCACACAUUCAACCAACAGAACAAGGACCAUUAUGCCUACAGACUGGUGCACAUCUUGAAUUCCUGGAAGGAGCAGGUGGAGUCCAAGACCGUACUCUCAAUGGAGCUACUGCUGGGGAGAACCAGGUGUGGGAAGUUUGAAGAUGACAUUGACAACUGCCCUUUUCAAGAGAGCCCAGAGCUGAACGAUACUUUCACCUGCUUCUUCACCAUCAGCACCAGGCCAUGGAGGACAUACUUCAGCCUCCUGAACAAGACCUGCUUGGAGGGAUUCCACUAAGUGAAACCUACUCACAGGCCUGGCCAUGUGCUGUUCCCACAUGCCAUGGACAUCAGCACUUCUCUCCUGACGACUCUUCAGUGGCUGAGCAGCUUUGUACUUGUUUGUUAUCUUAUUUUGCAUGUGUUUGAGAUCUUAGACCAGCGUUUUAGAA